Messenger RNA from Teleopsis dalmanni, 1677 nucleotides. Its product is annotated as zinc-type alcohol dehydrogenase-like protein C1773.06c. Gene Ontology annotation, molecular function: alcohol dehydrogenase (NADP+) activity. The coding region runs from base 159 to 1406 and encodes 415 amino acids. The transcript has 5 exons. NCBI's taxonomy places the organism in Eukaryota, Metazoa, Arthropoda, Insecta, Diptera, Diopsidae. The record is from RefSeq and is a predicted model, not a curated record. Gene Ontology annotation, biological process: alcohol metabolic process.
UUGUUCAUUUGUGGAUUGUUUCUUGUGCGAAGAAUACAAAAUUUUACUUAGUGAAUAUUAUUUUGGAAUAAACAUUCUAUCUGUUUAUAUUCAAUAGAGACGGAAAUAUUUUUAUUUAUUUAUUGUGGUUUUUAUUAUUAUUGCAAUAUUAUUGAACGAUGGCUGAAGACCAAACUACGAACAGUUUGUUCACACUUAACCAAGAAGAUAUAUCUUCAUCCCCUUUUAUCUUACCUCCUACAAGCAAAUCCUGCAGCAUGAACAAACUCUGCCGUCAAGUGUCAAUUGAAUCACCUGGACCAGUUGCAAAGAACUGUGUCUUCAACUUCUAUGUACCCAUUGAAGAUACACCACCUAUGGGUGCUCGGAUUAAAAUUGUAUGUGCUGGUGCUUGUUAUAGGCGUCGAGAUCGUGCAGCAUCUCUAACAAGUAUGUCAUCCGUUUCAUCUGACCUUAGCGAUUAUUGCCCUUCGAUAACAACACAAACAUCACCAGCACAUCAAGGUAUACGUGAGGGUUCUCUAUUUCCUGGUUUCGAAGUAGCUGGCGUUAUUGAAUCAUUAGGUUCAGAAAUAACAGAAGCCAAUAAUUGUGGUCUACAAAUUGGACAACGUGUAAUAGUCUAUCCAUUUGAUGAAGCCCCAGCGGGUUAUGCCGAAUUAAUGGUAGUACCAGAUCUCAAAAAUAUUGUUCCAAUACCAGAUAGUUUACCAAUAAGUGUAGCUGCCAUGCUACCAACAGGUGCUCUUUUAGCAAUGAAUGCUGUAUUCAAAGCGCAUGCCAUUGUCACAGAAAUGCUUAAGAAGCGUUCAGCUGAACAAAAUAAUAAAAAAUGUAAAAUUCUAAUUGUCGGGACUGGUGGUCUUGCUCUAUGGGCUGUACGUAUCGCUUCCUAUCAUUUUGCUUCAACUGGAGCAAAUAAUUUUAUUGAUGUAACAGUUGCUAGUCUAAGAGAUGAAGGAUUCCGUUUAGCAACAGAAAUUAAAGAUGUUAGUGUAGUUCAAUGGAACGAAUGCCUCUACGAACCUCAACUAAUAGAACGUACAAAAGAUGUUUGUGGUGGUCCUGUUGACGUAGUUAUUGAUUUUGGCACAACUUCUAGAAGUCUGCACCGCUCAAUGCACUGUCUCUCCAAGGGUGGUGUUGUACUUAUUAGUGAUGAAGUUGCCGAAAAAUUAAUGCCGAAAUUCUCACGCUUAUCUAAUGAAUAUCAACAAGAGAUUAUACCAAUAUCGAACGGUUCAGUAAAUCAAUUACAUGAUUUAGUUACAUUAGUUGCUAAUAAAAGUAUUGAACCUCCUCCACAUUCGGUUUUCCCAUGUGAACAAGCUGCAGAAGUUAUACAAAAGUUGUGCAAUUCAGAAAUUCCUGGACGUGCCAUAUUACGUUUCCACGAUAUUGAAUAAGCAUUUAAAAAAUAUUUAAGUAAAACUUAAGUUUAAUUAUUGUAUUCAUAACCAAAAUAUCUAUCACUUAAAUGAUUUUGCAUAUUAGUAUUGAGCAUUUUGAUAUACUCAAAAUUAAGGUAAAUAAUUCGAGCAGGUGCGAUGUUAUCUCAUUGAUUGUUAGUACUAAACUAGUUUAAAACACUAAAUUGUUUUUUCGCUUCUAUGUUAGAUCGCACCUACACUUAAUUGAACUUUAAGUUUAGUUUGAUACAAUUGAAUAGGUAUUUAA